CAGAGCACCAAUCAGCGCGGGGAGGCGGGCGCGGGGGGCGCGUCCCCACCGGCACCCGGAAGGAGCGGACGAAGCCGCGCAGCAGUCGGGACCGCGGCGGCGGUGGAGGGGGCGCUGGUGACCCAAGACAGCUAGAACAAGCAACCUGAAGACCACACUGCAGCUGCUGAGAGCUGCCUUUCCCAUCUGCUUCAGCCCUACACCAAGGAACAUUUCAGCAGAAGUGUCGACUUCGUGUACUACUUGCUGCUUAGCAUCAACAUUGAGAAAGCCUGAACUGCUCCAUCUGUUGUUGCCCAAAAUCUUCUCAUCCUUGUCCUCUGGCAUCACCUGUGCUGCAGAAGCAUGCCACUAACAUAAAGGCAUCAAAGCUGCAGUGCUGGUGGGUUAUGACCACAGGGGAGCUGUAUAGCAUCUGCCAGUCUCCAUCCUGCAUCAAGGGCACAUCUGAGCAGAGCCACUGUGGAAACUGAAGAGCUGGAGAGGACGGUGCAGAGGUUCGGAGGCACACCGUGAUGGUGGGACCCAUUCCACGGCAGCCACGCCGCUUCUGGGGGGUGCCUGGCUGGCGGGUGUCUUCAGCUAGUUGUGCCAACGACCGCCUGCUGCAGGACAGGAAAGUUAAUCCAGAGCAAAGCCGGGCCCUGCUGCAGAGGGAUGCUGCAUUGCAGUGCAUCCCAUAACAGAGGGCUCACCCGGACAUCCUGAGCAGGGCAGGGACGAGCUCCCACCUCCUGUCCUCGCUCCCUGACCUGUGGCACUUCACAGCCCCCCUCCUGCUGCUGCAUGGGCUGUUCUGACUCCGGCUCUGCUUGGAGUCCAGGCAAAUAAGGCUCCAUGCGGCACAUCCACACGGAAACGUCCCUGCCCCCAGAACACAGCAGGGACCCCAGCCUGUCCCAGUCCAGUGGAGAGGCACCCUUGGAGCCUUCUUCACAGCACUGCACGCACCACAGCAUCCUCAUGGGCUACAAUGAGACAGAGAUCAAGCGCCAGAAGGUUUACCAGGUCUCCAUCUUCUCCCAUCUCUCCAACUCCUCUGAGAGCACAGAGCAGCGGGCAGGCAGCCGGCUGGCUGUCAAGAGAGGUUACCCUGAGCAGCGAGCUCCGGAGAGGGGACGAGAUCCCAAACGAACUCACUGGGGUGGCAGGGGGGUGGAUAGCAAGCGUGACGGGGGCCCUGGGCCGGCUCCCCUCGAUGAUGAUGACACCUUCGAGGAUGGUCUGCUGGUGGAGGAGCUAUCCCUGUGUGGCUCUGCCCAGCACUUCUCCCACAGCGGGCUGCGAGUGGUGGAGCACCGGUGUGAGGGCAGCCCUAGCCACAGCCCCAAGGCCAGCAGAGAGGACAAGUCACAGGAUGUCGUCGUCUCCUCCUCCUCCUGGCCCCAGCACAUUGCUUGCAGUACUUUGCACAUGAGAGGCGGUUGCCUUGUCUCAUCGGGGGAUCAGCCUACAGACUACGGGGAGAAUGGGGAGCAGGCAAGUGGCCACAACUUACUUCACCUUGAUUUGCACAAUAUUGCACAAACAGCCCAUUUGGACUCUGAUGGGAAGAGAGAGAAGCCAGGAAGCAGCCCAGCUCACAGCAGCAGGGCUAGCAGAGAAGAGGAAUGGCCAGCGGUGGCCAACGGGUGCAAGGAGCCCCCAGCUCUGCAGACAGCACUCAGCCCUGAGCCCAGCAACCUGACCUCCCUGGAGAAGACGCCCUGCGGGACCAGCCAGCUCAGCAGCAGCUGUCCGGCCAAAAGGAAGCUGCUGCCCGCUGGCGAGGUUGUCACCGACUCCUGCUCUGAGGACGAGAGCCUGUCCCCGCCGGCAAGGAAGAAGAGGGUCCUGCUAUGCCAUCCGGUGCCCACGGCCUGCCGCAGCACUGAUGCCAAGGGGGCCCCAUUCUGGAAUCAUCUGCUUCCCACGGCCAAGAGCUCUGCGGAUUGCACUGCGGUCGGGAGGAGGCUGAAGAGCGGACUGCGCCUCAAAUCGCGACAUCUUCGGAGCAGCCUGCGGAGGGGUACCAGGUCCUCUGCAGUGCCCUGGGCCACCACCACCACUGUCAGCCAUUCUCUACUGGGCAACUUUGAGGAGUCCAUCCUGAAAGGGCGCUUUGCACCGUCAGGGAGGAUCGAGGGAUUCACAGCAGAGAUCGGUGCCAGUGGCUCCUACUGCCCCCAGCACGCCACUCUGCCCGUUGACGUCACCUACUUUGACAUCUCUGAACACAGCGCGCCCUCGCCUUUCCUGGGAGUGAUUGACUUGGAGGCCUUGGGAAAGAAGGGUUACAGUGUCCCCAAAGCUGGAACCAUCCAAGUGACCUUAUUUAACCCCAACAAGACUGUGGUGAAGAUGUUCUUGGUGACGUACGACUUCCAGGACAUGCCAGCCAACCACAUGACCUUCUUACGCCAUCGCAUCUUCCUGGUGCCCGUGGGGGAGAAGGAAGGGGCCACCAUGGCCACCAGCAAUCCACUGGGCACCGGCCCACCCCGCAGGGUCCUCUGCUACCUGAUGCACCUAAGGUUUCACAGCUCCAAGUCAGGGAAGAUCUACCUUCAUGACGACAUCCGGCUGCUUUUCUCUCGCAAGUCGAUCGAGGUUGACUCGGGAAUCCCCUACGAACUGAAAUCUUUCACGGAGAUGCCGAGGAACCCAUGCUACUCACCCCGGGCCUGACCUUCUCCAUCCCCCAGGACCCCCAGACAGCCCCUAGACCAGCACUUUGCGGACAGAUGAGUAAAGGGCCAGCAAGCAAGCAAGCACCACCUCGAAGUAUCACCUUCCCUGCGUGCCCCCAUCCUCCUGAACAGCAUGGAGGCCAUAUGCAUGCCCUGCGGCAGGGCUGGGAUCAUCAAGGGAGCUUCACCGGGAGGGACAGGCGCUGAGGAGUGGCCCUGGCCCUCCAGGACAUGCCCAAGCCUUCUGCCCACGCUGCUGCCAGCUUGGAGACUUGGCUGGAGCUUGGGUUGGGGGGGGGAAUGAAGAGUUGGGUGGGGGGCUCUGGGUGAGGCUGCCCAUGCUGAUUCCGGGGUUGGGAGCAGAAAGUGCGGAAGAGUUUGUAUUUAUUAGUAUUUAUUGUUGCUGGGAGCGCAGAGGCGGCUUGUGCAGAGGAUUGGAGGUGCUGUGCUGUUUUUCUCCCCACCCUGUUGGCGCUGGAUGAGGCCCCUGGCAGUGCGGGGCUGCCCAGGUUGGGGCAGGGCUGUGGGGACUGUGAGGGUGACUGGGGUCAGGGACACCUUGACCUGUGGGAGACAGGGUGACCUACCUCUCAGCCAGGGUGCAGCUCCUGGGCUGGGGCUGUGUUAAAAGCCCUGAGAGAGGCUGAGAUUUGCUUGGGCACCAGCUCUGUGGGGCCAGCCCCAUUUCAGGCAGUUUGGGGAGGCCUGGACUUGUCCUCCCACCCCCCGAGAAGUCUGUGGCUGGCAGGGAAGUGGCCAUUGCCAGGAAUCUUGGGGCUAAGAGACAUGGCUGUCACACAGAUGGGAACCUGGGGCUCUCUGCAGGAAUAUGGGGACAGGCCUCCUCCCAGAAGCCUCCUGCGCCUGUGUGUGUGGGUCUGAGACAAGGUGGAGAUUGCCAAAAAAUCAAAGCCAGGAGGUGGCUUUGGGCAGGGGCCUGCCGGCAGUGUGAUCAGGUGCUGGAGGACGGGCAGGAGCCCUAGCUUAGUGCCUGGGAAGAGGAGAAGCAGUGGAGGAUGUCAAAUUGGAGUCAGGUUGGACCUUCACGAGGGGGCUUGGGGCUGGUCUGGAGCAGCCUGGGGAGCUGCGGGACAAGCUCGGGGGGGUCAGAGAGGCGAGAGGGGGCAAGGGAAAAACGAGCGUGCCUGUUCCCUGUACCCGGGGUCUCUGCUAGGCUCCUGCUGCCAGCUCCGGCUGCGGGAGGGGGAGAGGGACGGGUCCCUGCACAUCGUAUGCCGGCCGCUGUGGGGCUGACGCCUCGCUGGGGUGGGUGUCGCUCCCCCCGGCUGGCGCAGCUGGGGCACAGGGUCGGGCCAGGCCUGCACUGUACCGGAGUGGGUACGAGGUGCUGCUCGUCCCUGCCGGGCUGAGGGGCUGGGGUCCUGCCUUCCACCCCCCCCCCCCCCCCAGCACCGGGUCCUGGGGUCUCCCAUGACACUAGGGCCCCGCUCCCCCCUUUCCCUUCUCCUCCCCCCCCCGCCCCGGACACUGGGGGUGCCCCGGGUCCCACUCGCGGCGUCCCGGCGGUGGCGGGGAGGCUCUACCGGUACUUGUCGUGUUUGUUUCUAAUUUAAUAAAAGCCCCUUUGGAGAU
Grus americana (Whooping crane) is the source of this 4262-nucleotide messenger RNA. It is a transcript of the gene ATOSB, whose product is annotated as atos homolog B. The record is from RefSeq and is a predicted model, not a curated record. The coding region runs from base 838 to 2667 and encodes 609 amino acids. Lineage: Eukaryota; Metazoa; Chordata; Aves; Gruiformes; Gruidae. The transcript is spliced from 12 exons.